Messenger RNA from Branchiostoma belcheri (Belcher's lancelet), 1009 nucleotides. RefSeq names its product triosephosphate isomerase-like. The record is from RefSeq and is a predicted model, not a curated record. Gene Ontology annotation, cellular component: cytosol. Gene Ontology annotation, molecular function: triose-phosphate isomerase activity. The coding region runs from base 82 to 834 and encodes 250 amino acids. Gene Ontology annotation, biological process: glyceraldehyde-3-phosphate biosynthetic process; gluconeogenesis; glycerol catabolic process. Lineage: Eukaryota; Metazoa; Chordata; Leptocardii; Amphioxiformes; Branchiostomatidae. The transcript is spliced from 8 exons.
CUUUGACCUCACGUAGCUCACACACGGCGAGUCGGAGGGGAGUUUGUCUUUGUCUGUGGUGUAAAAUAAAGAACGAAAACCAUGUCGGGAAACAACAGGAAGUUUUUCGUGGGCGGGAACUGGAAGAUGAACGGCAGUAAAAACUCCAUCGACGAGAUCUGCGGCUGGCUGACGGCAGGGGACAGGGGAGACACCGAGGUUGUUGUUGGCCCUCCCACCAUCUACCUGGGCUACGUGCAGGGAAAGUUGGCAGGAAGCGGUGUUCAAGCAGCAGCACAGAACUGUUACAAGGUGCCCAAGGGAGCUUUCACGGGGGAGAACAGCCCUGCUAUGAUCAAGGACAUUGGCUGUGAGUGGGUCAUCUUGGGUCACUCAGAGAGGAGGAAUGUGUUUGGGGAGACUGAUGAGCUGAUUGCUGAGAAGAUUGAGCAUGCCCUUGCGGAGGGGUUGAAGGUCAUCGCCUGUAUUGGAGAGAAGCUGGAGGAACGUGAGGCGGGGAAGACAGAAGAAGUCGUCUUCAGGCAGACCCAGGCUUUCAAAGACAAGGUGCAAGACUGGAGCAAGGUGGUUCUGGCUUAUGAACCUGUCUGGGCUAUCGGAACAGGCAAGGUGGCAACCCCAAAACAGGCCCAGGAGGUCCAUGCCAGUCUGCGUACCUGGCUAUCUGAGAACGUGUCUCCUGCAGUAGCUAACUCACUCCGCAUCAUCUAUGGAGGUUCGGUGUCAGCCAAUAACUGCAAAGACCUGGCCACCCAGGGUGACAUUGAUGGCUUCCUUGUGGGCGGAGCCUCCCUGAAGCCGGACUUUGUUCAAAUUAUCAAUGCACGCAAAUAAAGCUUGAGGAUAGCAAGAAGUUGUUGCAGAACAGAAACUGUAUCCUUGACUAUAACAAAGAGAAAAAGCAAGUCGAAUAGUGCACUCUAAAACUAGUGUAGGGCAUAGGUGGUGCUUAGCUACUGUCUGUGGUAUUGUGGUCUCUUCACAGUACAAAAACAUGCUUGAAACAGAG